Wasmannia auropunctata (little fire ant) is the source of this 2279-nucleotide messenger RNA. RefSeq lists its product as uncharacterized. Lineage: Eukaryota; Metazoa; Arthropoda; Insecta; Hymenoptera; Formicidae. Bases 159 to 1265 code for a protein of 368 amino acids. The transcript is spliced from 4 exons. The record is from RefSeq and is a predicted model, not a curated record.
GAUUGAAGAUACAGGCCAUACCGCCAUGAGUGUUUACGUUCAGUUGUAAUCGGUGCGAUCACGCACGUUUCGAUUUGUGAGAUAAUAUAUAUUAAAAUUUUAUGAGAAAAAUCUACAUUUUGUUGCGAAAAUAAGGAAAUAACCUUAACCUUAACAUAAUGACUGAAUUGAAUAAAGACAGAAAUACAUUUUUUAAAAGGUGUAUGUAUAAAGAUUGUAUAAACAGACAAGUGCCUCAUGGAAAACACUUAUAUAGAUUUCCAGCGGAGACAGAUGGCAGACAGUAUAUAUGGAUACGUUAUAGUGGAAAUAGAAAUUUGGAAACAUGGUCCGCUACUACUGUUCGACGAGCCGGAUUAUGUGAAAAUCACUUUACUCCAGAAUCGUUUAAUCCUAAGAGUGCAAGAAAAGCAUUGAAACGUGAUGCACUGCCAAUUCCAUAUGACUCAAUAGUUGCUGAAAAAAGUUCCAACGAAUCUGAAGAAAAAAGGAAAAAUUUAAAUGAAAUAGAGCCUCACGUGAAAGAAAAUAUGACGGGGCCAUCAGACUCUGCUGAGAUGAAUGUUGAGUCAUUUACAUCUAAUUCCGACGAUCUACCAAUAAAUGAGCAACUAUUUCAAAAACCUCCACUGAAAACUUAUAAGUCACCACAUUUAAAGUUCCAGCGGGAUAUUCCAGCGGGAAAAGAUGUAAUAGAAUGGGCGCAUAUAGAACCACCUGUAUGUGAAGGAGUCUUGGUGGCUACUUUGCAAAAUAAUGCAAAUAGUAAAGAAAGUGAAAAAAAUAAAGAAAAUAAUGUAACAAAAAAACUUAAUAGUUCAGACAAUAUGGUUAAAUCUUUAAAAGUAACAAAAAAACUUAAUAGUUCAGACAUUAUGGUUGAAUCUUUAAAAGCUGAGAAUGUUCGAUUGCGGAAUAUACUGAAGCGUUUAAAAUAUCGCAUGCGUAAAGCAAAAUGUACACAAAAAUAUGGACAGCUAAGAGGACGGAAACAAAAGAAAAACCUUUUAAAGAAAUUGAUAGAUGAGCAAGAUCUGCAUCCUGUUGCAAAAACUAUGAUCAAUUUGCAAUUGCAUACAUCACAUGAACCAUAUACGGAAGAAGAAAAAAAUCUAUCAAAACAAUUAUAUUGUUAUUCACCUUCUACAUUCUGCUACUUGAAAAGAGCAGGUUGUAAUUUUCCUGGAGGACGAACUAUGAGGAGAUGGCUAGAAGAAUGUAACACAAAACCAGAACUUUGUGAUGUUAUUGAUUUGAAAGAUUAAAAGAAAAAAAUUCUUAUUUCUGCUAUAUAUUGGAGAAAAGAGUGCUCAAAAUGGAACUUAUUGUAAUAUAUAGUAUAUGAAUAUACAGGGCGCUGUAGUGAUGAUCAAACGUUUGAUAAAAUACUUCAGGGCAAAAACGAAGCACUUGGUGACGUUACAAUGAUAGACGAUUUCUUUAAUAAGAUAAGAAGAUCGAAGAAGUGGUGAAACACGUGUGUAGAAUGGAGUGAAUAAUUAUAUAUUCAGAAAUUAAUAGACAACGUAAAAUUAUUCAAAGAAUGUUCCAGAGUAUUGCACAUUUUCAUACCAAUGUUGUAUUCAUUUAAAGCAUAUGACAAUUUUUUUUAUGUUUUUACAAUGAUAAUUAUUUCUUUAAAAUAACUCUGGAAUAAAUGAUGAAAUGUUCAAAUACCAUUAAAGCUAUCGAAAUAAAGUGUGAGCCAACACCAGUGUUGGUAUGUAUAAUAAUUUUUAUUGUUACAUUUUCUAGCUUCAAACUGCGCGUUGUAAUUUUUGUCGGUCUUGAAACACAGUUCUUAUAUAUGAAGCCGGAAUUCACUGUUCUAUCUGAGGUGAUAUUUUUUGCAAUAAAUUCUUUACAGGUUUUGGGAUGGAGGGAGAUUCUUGUAAAUAUUUGUUAGUAUUAAAUGUUAAAUUACUUAUCAAUUUAAUUUGUUACAGUGGAUUCCGGCUUUAUGUAAGAACUACUGUGUUUUAAGACCGACAAAAAUUACACAGUUUGUAUGGACUGGAGAUUGUAACACUAAGAAUUAUUAUACACUCCAACAUCCGUCUCGGUUCACAUUGACUAUAUUUUGAUAACUUUGAUUUAUUUUUGGGAGCCUGAUUCCUUUUAAAACCAUUAUAGUUAUAAACUAAUACUUAUAAACUUUCUAGUAAGUUUCAUCUGGCAUUAGAUACAGUUGCAAAACACGUACUUUUUGUAUUAUUAUUAUUAUAACAUUUUAUUUUUCUCAGUUUUGUAUUAUAUUUUUACUUUGUUUUCAUUUUAUA